UUGGAUAAAAGCCGAGUCAGUCUCUAAUUACAGCACCGGAUUCAUGCCGGUAAUCACCACUCACACUUAAACCAUCAGCUUCGAUUAGUCCCGCCUGCUUUUUGGAUUAAGCCAAGAUAUCAUAUCCCCUUUUCCUAAUGGCUGACGCUACUUUUGACAAAACCUCCCUCGAAGCCAAGUGCACGGCCUUGUCUGAUGCCGCAACCGCCGCCCUUGCCACAAUCUCGCUCGCCGGGACAGAACACAGCGAAGACCCAGACAACCAGAUAGGAAAAGACUUGCCGGUGAAGUUAUCGCCAGCCAGGGCUUUCGCCGCGAGACUUGCCAUUUUCCGGGAGCAUGCGACUCAACUCGCAGUCUGCGCUCAAGGAGCCGACGUCGUCUUGCCGCAACUAGGGAUUGAGCUGGACAAGGCCAUGGCUGAAGCUCAGCGAGUGUUUGCGGGGUUGAAAUCCGAUAAAGAGGGAGACGGAAGCGCGAUUGAGUUCCUGAGCUCCUUAUCGCGGCUGUUUGUGUUUGGCACGCAACUCUUGACCAUGAAUGACAAACAGGAGCAAAAAGUCAAGUUGGAGUCUGAGGACGGGCGAGCAAUCUUUGAAGCGGCAAGCGCUGCUUCGAGGGCAGUGAUUGAUGAACUGAGUCCGAACUGAUUUCCUGAUCUGGGAUACCAGUGCGUGUGGGACAACAACAUGCUUAUCUGAUGCUUCUGCGAUAUUUAUGGGGCUGUGUUUGGUUUUCUAGAACGGACUGUCCGUGGUGUAGAAGAAAGACUGUUCAGCUGGUUGGCGCAGUCGGAGGCAGCCACCACGGCCAAGCCGCCACAAUCUCACGCAGUGGUCAGGGGGUUCUCAUUAUGUUCUAGAGAACUUGGCAGAGUUUAGAACAAAACGCUAAAAUCAACGACGUUCCUAACCUUGACCGCCACCAAGAUUGUAUAAAAUC
Podospora pseudocomata is the source of this 942-nucleotide messenger RNA. RefSeq lists its product as uncharacterized. The record is from RefSeq and is a predicted model, not a curated record. The transcript has 2 exons. Lineage: Eukaryota; Fungi; Ascomycota; Sordariomycetes; Sordariales; Podosporaceae. Bases 138 to 650 code for a protein of 170 amino acids.